GCGGUGCAUUGUGGGUAGGUCAGGAGCGGAGAGGACGCCAUGUGCCUGUGAGGCUGGAAGCAACCCCCGUCUCUCUCCGUCACGCCCGGACUCUAUUCCAGUCACCUCCACGCCGUCUGCACGGCUCCAGCCCCCGCUGACAUGUACUGCACCAGCCGCUGCCUCCGGACCGCAGUGCGGGCCGUCGCCUCCUCACGCCGGCAACACCUUCAGCGGCAGGCUCCAUCCUUGUGCGCUCUUAGACUUCUAAAAACCAGUCCAGCCACCCACUCGGAUGCCAUCGCCACCCCACAACUCGAUGGAGCACCCAAACAAUAUUCCCAGAAAAUCCAACAGCUUGUCAAUGACAUUGCCAGCCUCACCCUGCUAGAGGUGUCAGACCUCAACGAGCUCCUUAAGAAAACACUGAACAUUCAGGACGUUGGAAUGAUGCCAAUGGGUGCAAUGGCUGCAUCUGCACCAGCAGCCCAGGCCACAGAAGAGGAGGAGGCACCAGUUAAGAAGGAGAAAACCCACUUUACAGUCAAAUUGACAGAAUUAAAGGCAGCAGAAAAAGUGAAGCUCAUAAAGGAAGUGAAGAAUUGCAUCCAAGGCUUGAAUCUUGUUCAGUCUAAGAAACUAGUGGAGUCUCUUCCCCAGGAAAUCCGGGCCAACGUAUCCAAAGAAGAGGCAGAGAAACUUAAAGCAGCCCUGGAGGCUGCAGGCGGCACCGUGGUGUUGGAGUAGAUCUGUGCCCCGACGUGCCCACCUGUCCUCUGCCAUUUUGCUGGUCAUGCACUUUGUUCAUCAUUAUGUCCUUUUUUUUUUUUUUUUUUUUUUUACACAACCAAGAAGAUUUUAAAGAGGAAAAGAAACAAAGAAAUGCCUUGUUCCAGUAAUGCCGUCUCCUAGCAGCAUCAGGUGGAGCCGAACAACUCAGAUUGAACUUUCCAAGGACAGAACCUGCACAAUCGACCACCUGCUGUUUGUUUGUUUGCUCAUGUGUUCGUCUGACGCUUCUGUAGCAAUCAAGCUACAGAAAUAGUGGUCUGUGUGCCAUGGAAGUCAUGUGUAUGUAAAAUGUUUCUCAGUGGGAAGGUUGUAGGAGCAUGGUUACAGAUGUUGAGAAACUCCAGAUACUGUAUCUAGCCUGUUGGAUGGCAGCGCUGAGUACUUACGUGGCUCAUGGAAAAUGCUAGUAACAUGAUUAAAGUUAUCAUUUUCUUCA
This is a messenger RNA of Cololabis saira (Pacific saury), 1207 nucleotides long. It is a transcript of the gene mrpl12, whose product is annotated as mitochondrial ribosomal protein L12. Gene Ontology annotation, cellular component: mitochondrial large ribosomal subunit; ribosome. The transcript is spliced from 5 exons. Bases 142 to 726 code for a protein of 194 amino acids. The record is from RefSeq and is a predicted model, not a curated record. Lineage: Eukaryota; Metazoa; Chordata; Actinopteri; Beloniformes; Belonidae. Gene Ontology annotation, biological process: mitochondrial transcription; translation. Gene Ontology annotation, molecular function: structural constituent of ribosome.